Molecule: messenger RNA, 1701 nt
Organism: Alternaria burnsii
Lineage: Eukaryota; Fungi; Ascomycota; Dothideomycetes; Pleosporales; Pleosporaceae
Product: mfs general substrate transporter
Exons: 5
Coding region: 1-1701 (566 amino acids)
Biological process (GO): transmembrane transport
Molecular function (GO): transmembrane transporter activity
Source: RefSeq, a predicted model, not a curated record
AUGGACUUGCAUAGAACCAAAACAUCAGCUGCGUCUGAUACAGCUACGCAGUAUACUAGUGGUGUUACCACACCGGAUGUUUUCGCGGAAGAGAAGGAACAGCAGCAGUACAAGCAGGAUAUGGAGGAGAUCAGAUCUACUCACGACGAAGCAACCAACAAAAUUCAAGAGGAGUAUCCUAGUGGCAUGCGGCUAGUUCCCAUCUUGGUCGCUGUACUGUGUGCAGUAUUCCUUACUGCUCUGGACAUGACCAUCAUUGGCACUGCUAUUCCCAAGAUCACCGAUGAAUUUCAGGGCCUCAACAUGGUCUCUUGGUAUGGCUCCGCGUACUUCAUGACAUUUGGUGGUUUCCAAUCCGCAUCUGGUAAAUUCUACCGAUACUUUCCGCUCAAGUGGUCAUUCCUCGGGGCCAUCUUCGUCUUUGAGAUUGGAAGCUUGGUCUGUGCCGUGGCUCAGAACUCGACAACGUUCGUCGUGGGUCGCGCAAUCGCUGGUGUCGGCUCUGCCGCUGUAGUAACGGGUGCGUUCACUAUGGCUGCAUUGUCUGCCGAGCCAAAACGACGACCAGCUCUUAUGGGCCUUGUUGGUGCAGUAUACGGUCUAUCUAGCGUCGUCGGUCCGCUUUUGGGAGGUGUCUUUGCAGACACGGUGAGCUGGCGAUGGUGCUUUUACAUAAACCUUCCUAUCGGCGGGGCCUCUGGCGCCCUGGUAUUGUUCACCUACAAGACCCCACCGCAAGUCGUCGUCGUCAAAGCGACUUGGAAAGAGAAGUUUUUGCAAAUGGAUCCUCUCGGCAUCGCCUUUGUCAUGAGCGGCAUCGUCGCGUACAUCCUGGCACUCGAGAACGGUGGCCAGAAGAAGCCUUGGGGCAGCAGUCUUGUCAUCGGUCUAUUGGUAGGCUUCGUGGCCAUUCUGAUCACCUUCAUCGUAUGGGAGAUCUUCAAUGGCGAGCGCUCGAUGCUUCCACCCCGUCUUCUCCGCGAGCGCACCCUAUGGCAGCCAUCCGCUUUCAUCUUCUUCUAUUCGUCGGCGUAUCUUGUACUACUGUACUAUCUGCCGAUCUACUUCCAGAGCGUUGACAACCGAAGCGCAAUCAACUCGGGUGUACUCAACCUUCCUUUGGUCCUCGCAAUGGUGAUAGGCAGCAUCAUCAGUGGUGGUGUUGUAUCGAAGACGGGCUACGCUGCACCUUUCAUGAAUGCAGGUGCUAUCCUAGCGACUAUCGCUACUGGUAUGAUGUAUACGUUUGACAUCGGCACUGGACUAGGCAAAUGGAUAGGAUACCAGGCUCUUUAUGGUAUCGCAGUGGGCUUGGGCUUUCAGAUGGCCAUCAAUACAGCUCAGGCCAACGCAACCAUAGAGGACAUGUCCUCGGCGACGGCAACAGUCUUUUUUUUCCAAACCAUCGGCGGCGCAUUCUCAUUGACCGCUGCCCAGUCCGGCUUCGUAAAUCGCAUGAUUACCACACUUGCGAUCACAGCACCAAACGUGGAUCCGCAAGCGGUAAUCGGAACUGGAGCUACUCAGCUUCGACAGACAUUCAGUACCGAAGAUAUACCUGGCAUUGUGGUGGCAUACAUGGCAGGAAUAAAAGUCGCACUCGCUAUUGCGAUCGCUUUGGCGGGUGUAGCGGUCCUAGCUGCCGCACUUACACCCUUCAAAAAGCUCAACAUGGAGAAGGUUCAGGCCGGAGCUGCGUAA